AUGUCGUUUUACGACGCCGUCCAACCCACUACACCCAACAUCACCGCACCUCAGGAACAACAGGACGGUAGCACCCAACAUGGCACGCGCAAACGGGACAUCGCUUCUACGACGGAAGCACCUUUUUCGGUAGAACCAGGAACCACCGAUGGGCGUCCAACAAAAGCUCGAGCAGUCGCCGAAGCCGAUGGCCAGCCUCCUCCGAGAGAACGCCACACCUCGCAGCCGACACAGGCACUAGAGUCUGCUGCCGGCGCUCGGUCGAUCACAGCCGAUGCGGCAUCUUCCACAUCGAACAAGGAAGCAGCCGACACAACCCUGACGGCCGAAGUCCGCAGUGCAAAGCUUCCGCCUGGUACGGUUAAGGCGAGGACACGCUCCGGCUCUACGGUCACUCUGGCGGUGCCCAUCGACGCGGCCUCGAGAAGCGGACAAUCAGGAAAGUCGUCGACGCAAUACUCGGGGUCCCAGCGCGAACCUUCGUACUCGUCCUUCAUUCAAGGUCUGAGGACGUUGACCAGAGAACGCAGUGCAGAGCAGCGGGCCAGGCGACGAGGAAGCAAGUCUUCGAUCUGGGACUCGGAACACGGGAAGCGCGGUUCACGGAUAGUGGUCAGAGUAGCAGGGGUACCUAUCACAAAGCAGCAAAUCCUCCUGAUGGCCAUCUUAAUUUUCAUAGUGACAACCGUGACAGCCGCCGUCGUCAUCCUGUUCAGACGAGAGCAUGAAACUGCUCCGACAAAGCCGUACUGCAAGACCAACGAUUGCCGCAAUCACGCCUGGCGCCUUUCCGAUAAACUAAAUAGCCGCCUCGAUCCCUGUGAAAACUUCGGGGCUUACGUCUGUUCCGCUUGGUCCCCACCAAAGGGGUACCUUGAGCACUCUAACUCAGUCAUGGAUGACGUACGGAAAUCUUGGUUCCCACGGUUCCAAAAUAUUCUUAGAGAAGGCGCCAAGGUAAUUCGGGUUGGCCAAAAGCCGCUAGUCAUGUACGCCACAUGCAUGGGUGACAGUAAACAAUACGGCUCCAACGUGGAUAUCUUCUGGAAGUUCCUAAAGGAGUGUAGACUGUCGUGGCCGGAAGAGCCAGAGUCAAGUGACACCAGUGCCCUCGAUGUACUCAUAACACUCGCGUUCAAGUGGCAGGUUUCACUCUUCUUUCAAUUGAGACUACAGCGCUUGGGACCCGCACCGAAUUGGCGUUUGACUUUAGAUCCAGGCCCACUUAUACCGCUAAUGUACCAGCAUCAUCUCACGAUCAAAAAUACCGGCGGAUACGCCAAGUACUGGGCUGCGUUCUUCUACAUCCUCAAGGGAAGCUAUGACAAGGACGCGACGAUAAACCAGACGCUCAUAGAGACAACCAUGGUGUUGGAAGGGGACGUCUUUAGAAGGCUCCUAUUCGCCGUGCGUCCACUUGCAGUCCAACAACUACUGGUGCCAAUCGCCAAGAUUAGAUUCUACACUCCGCCUCUGGACUCGAAGCAAUGGCUACGCGCAUUAAAGCAAUUAGAGCUUCAGCCUGAGAUGGAAUCAUACGACCACGUUCUCAUAGCCGACAAAAACUUCUUCCAGACCAUGGCGGCCGUGAUGGCGUCGUACACGGACACCCAGCUGCUGUCCCUGAUUGCGUGGUCUUGCGUGCAGCUCCUGGCACCGGCAGUGGAUUUGCAGCUGCUGAAGUACCGGUACGACCAAGGCGUCAUACUUUACCGGCCAUACUUCUGCGAACGCUUUGUCGAGACCGCCUACCGACUCCUGGUGGUUGCUCUCACCUCUGUGUCGCGUUUCUCAAGACAGGAACGCGCCGUCAUCUCUGCAAACUUCGACCACCUGGUUGCAACCGCCAGCGCUUUGGUCAACGCCACAGACUGGCUGGAUGCCGAGAACCGACAACUUGCUGCCGUGAAGCUGGCUUCGACACGCCUGCAGCUGUGGCCCCCAGAGCAUUUCCUGGAGAACGAGGCACUUGACCGCAUGUACGCGGCUUUUCCGAGCGCCGAAUUGCCGUUUGCAGAAUAUUGGAUCCAGUCGAGUCGGUCUGCCGCUGAUACGUACCAUACGAGUGCCAAUAUCGACGUCUUGAGCUACGCGGUCAACUACGAACUGCCGUACCUCUUAUACGAUGCUGCAAGUGGCGCAGUCAAGGUAGCUGUGGGUGCCAUUACUCCGCCCCUGUACUACCCUGACGGGACAAAAGCUAUGUUCUACGGAGGACUCGGAUUCUCCAUGGCGGUGAAUCUCGUCGCGUCCCUGGACAAACAGGGGCUGCGGUGGCAUCCAAACGGCACUUUCGGCGACUCCUUUUUGUCCCACGCCGCUUCUCGAGCCUUCGAAGACCGGGACGGCUGCCUGGCGACUGCAGAGGAAGCUCCCGUCGCCGACUCUCCCACCUAUCACACCCGACCCGGCUCCAGGACCAGCGUCUUUCCCGAGAUUCCCGCGCUAGAAGUGGCCUACGCAGCGUACAGGCGUUCCAUCAGCGAAAGCGACGACAGUCCGCAGGGUAUUUCCCGGAAUCUCUCGGGCGAUCAGGUGUUCUUCAUGAGUUUGUGCUACAUGACCUGCAGCCUUCCCGGAGCCGUGGGUCCGCAGACGGUCGACUGCAACAAGGCUGUCAGCAAUUCGGAGGCAUUCGCGCAGGCUUUUCAAUGCCCGUACGGAUCAAAAAUGAAUCCCAAGAAGAAGUGCACAUUCUUCACCCGAUAA
Molecule: messenger RNA, 2709 nt
Organism: Dermacentor andersoni
Lineage: Eukaryota; Metazoa; Arthropoda; Arachnida; Ixodida; Ixodidae
Product: phosphate-regulating neutral endopeptidase PHEX-like
Biological process (GO): protein processing
Cellular component (GO): plasma membrane
Molecular function (GO): metalloendopeptidase activity
Source: RefSeq, a predicted model, not a curated record